CGGCCGCUGAACGCAUGUUCGCUCCCGGGAGACUCCGGCGUCUGUGACCUUUUCGAGUCCCCCAGCUCUAGCUCGGACGGCGCGGACAGCCCUGCGGCGUCUGCGGCGCGGGACUGCAGCUCUUUACUCAGUCCUGCCCCGCCCUUGACCGCGCUAGAUCUCCAGACCUUCCGAGACUACGGCCAGAGCUGCUACGAUUUCCGCAAAGCGCAGGAGAGCCUUUUCCAUCCCCGGGAGUCGCUGGCGCGACAGCCACAAGUGACAGCAGAAUCCCGCUGUAAGCUGCUCAGCUGGCUCCUACCAGUCCACCGCCAAUUCGGCCUCUCAUUCGAGUCGCUGUGCCUGACUGUGAACACUCUGGACCGCUUCCUCCUUACCACCCCAGUAGCCGCAGACUGCUUCCAGCUGCUCGGGGUCACCUGUCUGCUCAUCGCUUGCAAGCAGGUAGAGGUGCACCCACCUCGCGUGAAACAGCUCCUGGCCCUGUGCGGUGGUGCUUUCUCCCGGCAGCAGCUGUGCAACCUCGAGUGCAUCGUGUUACACAAGCUACACUUCAGCUUGGGUGCACCCACCAUCAACUUUUUCCUGGAGCACUUCACUCACGCUCGAGUGGAGGCGGGACAGGCUGAGGUCAUUGGAGCCUUAGAGGCUCAAACCCUGGCUCGGGGAGUGGCGGAGCUGAGCCUGGCCGAUUAUGCUUUCACCAACUACACACCUUCCCUCUUGGCCAUCUGCUGCCUGGCGCUGGCUGAUCGCAUGCUGCAGCUCCCUCAUCCGCUGGACCUUCACCUGGGAGAGCACCCGGAGGCUGCACUGCAAGACUGCCUGGGCAAGCUGCAGCUGCUCGUGUCCAUCAAUAGUACCUCUCUGAUGCACAUGCUGCCUCCCCAGAUUUGGGAGAAGUGCAGCCUGCCCCAGAGUUGGAAAUAA
This is a messenger RNA of Cricetulus griseus (Chinese hamster), 930 nucleotides long. Lineage: Eukaryota; Metazoa; Chordata; Mammalia; Rodentia; Cricetidae. The record is from RefSeq and is a predicted model, not a curated record.